AGGUGAGCGCAGCACAGCGCAGGUAGCCAGCGCCUUUGUGUUUCUCUCUUCUAAGAAUUUAUAUGACACCGUUGUUCGUUUACGGCCAGUCACGCAAAGAUAUCCAGUUUUACAGCCAUACGCGACCAAAACGCGCUAAGCAUCAAGUGGAGAAGACUUUUUUUGGUGAUUUAUCUUACGGAUUGAACGCUUUGGAAUUUCAGGGUUUUCGUUGAGCCGAGUUUCGGUGGGCCUUGGCUUUGUAAAGACAGAAGGAUUGUUUGUUUAAAAACAGCAGAGUUGAUGGAGUUCUCUUCUUUUGCCGUGAUUUGGAUCGUUCCAGGUAUUUUGUCGGUUUCUGCGCAAAGUUGCGGUCGACCACCUGUGGCGGAGAACAGGAUUGUAGGAGGGGCGGACGCCACAGCGGGGGAAUGGCCGUGGCAGGUGGACAUACAGAAAUUAACAGAAGGGCACAUCUGUGGAGGCUCCAUAAUAGCUCAAGACUGGGUCCUAUCAGCUGCUCACUGCUUUCCAAAUCCAUCAGAUUUAAGCUCCCACAUCAUAUAUGUUGGUCGCUACCAGAUCAGUGGCUAUAACUACCACGAGUCUUCCCAUCGAAUACAUCGUGUUGUGAUUCCUGAUGGUUACACAGAGCCCCACAGUGGGAGGGAUGUGGCUCUAAUUCAGCUGUCCACCCCGGUCACCUGGUCAGAUUAUGUCCAUCCUGUGUGCCUACCUGCCUCUGAGAUGCUCUUUCCCAGUGGCAUGAUGUGCUAUGUGACUGGCUGGGGCAACAUCCGUGACAAUGUCCCUCUUCCAGGAGUAGGUACCCUGCAGGAGGUUAAAGUGCCAAUCCUUUCCCAGAGGUCUUGUCAGGAAAUGUACAACCUAAACCAAAAGGAGCAAAUCGACAUACUGUAUGACAUGAUCUGUGCGGGAUACCAGGAGGGGGGCAAGGACUCCUGCCAGGGCGACUCAGGGGGACCCUUGGUGUGCCAGAUGGGGAAUGGGACAUGGGUGCAGGCAGGCGUGGUGAGCUUCGGACUGGGCUGUGCUCAUGCUAACCAACCAGGAGUGUACUCCAGACUGACGAGCUACAGCAGUUUCAUCCGCAGCUCUGUGCCCGAGGUGCAGCUGUACGGCCGAGAUAAAACUCAGACGUUUGGACUUUUCUUAGACCGGUUAAUGAAGGUGAAAGUCCACCAAGACUUUAAUCAUUCUAGUCCACUUUUUGUUAAUCAGAGCAUGAAGCCAUAAUGAACACUAACUGUAUUAUAAUCAAUAGAUGUUUGUGAUAUAGAUUGAUGUACUCUAUAUUAAAUAAGUGAAAUUAACGAAUUGUGCAUUUUAUAAAGAAAAGACAAAUAAAAUAUGAAUUUCUAGAAGUUUUAUAAUUUUAUAUAAAAACUGGCAUUUCAUGUAUGAUUUUUGUAACUGAUAUUAUGGUAUUAAUUGAACAUGAAUUAUAUGGUUAUCAGCUUUAUGUAAUAUCUUGUCAUGCCAUAUUUCAGAGAGUCCCCAGUUAACACACAGCUGAUGAUAAAUGAUUUAUUAGGCAAGACAACUUUGCAUCUCAAAUUUAAAAAGCUAGCAAAUACAUUUCCAACGUAGACAUUCAGUCGGUCGUCUUGUGUUUUUUUGUGUGUUUUUUUUGUAAUAAUUUUGUCAACUGAAGUGCAUUUAGGAGUCAGGGGGGAUUGUGUCGGAGAGGAUCAUGGGAGAGCCCAGUUGUAGCUCCUGCUGCAGUGACUCCAGAUCAGCCGGAGUCAUGCGGUGAACCUCACUCCAAUCUGACAGGAGCGAGGCUGAGAGAGGUGCAGAGUCGAAACUGAAUCAAAGUAAAAAACAAAAUUACUCCUGUUUAUUUAAUGAAAGGUCCGGUCAGAAGCCAACACGGUACAAUUAACAUUUUUGUCCUGUGAAAUUGAUGUAAAAAUGUUUGUGUGAAGGUUGAACAUAUAAUGUAGUUUAAUGUAUAGCAAUGGUUGUAUUUCGCUUUCCAAAUAACUCAAUGAAAAAGACUGUUUUGAAAGAAACGUGGGUGUGACUAUACAACAUAACAUCAUUACUGCAACCACUGAUGAUUACCACAAUUAGGUUUAGGUUUGCUGAAUUUAUUUUAUUUUUUAUUUUUUUUCUAGCCAAAUUAUCUGUGUUUGUGUUCAUUGCCACGGACUGUUUGUAUUAAAUUAAAUUGCAGUACCUAUCUAAUAAGCAGAAAUGUGUCAAAAAAUAGAUAUAUACAUUUGUGUAUUGUGAAAGAGAGCGUUUGUGAAUAAAUAAAAAAAAAAAAAAAAAAAAAAAAAAAAA
Messenger RNA from Boleophthalmus pectinirostris (great blue-spotted mudskipper), 2289 nucleotides. Its product is annotated as serine protease 33-like. NCBI's taxonomy places the organism in Eukaryota, Metazoa, Chordata, Actinopteri, Gobiiformes, Gobiidae. Gene Ontology annotation, biological process: proteolysis. Gene Ontology annotation, molecular function: serine-type endopeptidase activity. The coding region runs from base 283 to 1236 and encodes 317 amino acids. The record is from RefSeq and is a predicted model, not a curated record. The transcript is spliced from 7 exons.